AGUACUCGGUUGAUACAGACUGUCCAUCCUGCCGAACCUGGCCCUACACCGAUUGCACCGAUUGCUUCGAUAACGGUAAUAGGUACUAGGUCGUGCUGUCAUUGCACAGACAUCUCGAUGAGUCCCCCGGAGGAGGAAACUAGGUGCUCGGAUGGGCACCUUAGCCCGUCCGAGACAGACCCAAGCGCCGCCACAUGCUCGAGCAUUACCGGUAUCACGAUUCCAAAAUCUGCCUCUGCACCGACAGCACCGCCAUUGCUGAGCAGUGUCUCGAGCGUAUCGGUCUCGCGGCCGCCCUUUCCUGGCAACUUUGCCCCAUCGGACAGAGAGGGGUACGACAGGGUGUUUCCGAUACGGUCGGUCGUCAACAUCGAGCCGCAGCCGUUCGGCCCGGAGUCGCCAGGUGCAAGGAGCAGCGCGAGCGUGUCUGGCAGCAGUGUUGGUCCCCUGAGCACCAUGAGCCUCAUGAAUAGUUUGGUCGGGACGCCGGCGCGGGAGGACUCCGAGUCCUUCUUCAAGCUGGACAGCCAUUCAAGAUCCACCACGAAUACGACUCCGUAUCUGAGCUCUGCCGCACCGUCUACCGCAGCGAGAUCGGCGAGCGUCAGUUAUUUCACGGCGGAGGCUCCAGGGUCGCAGAACGGCGGCUCGGCCGAUUCGGGCGCGGGGACGGGUUUCUACACCGAGAGACAUAAGCACGUCAUCACCGAAGAUGGACAUAUGAUAGUGACCGGGGUUGCGGGGGUGGAAAAGAUGCAGCGUUGUGAGGACGAGGCAAUCCAUAUUCCGGGAGCGGUGCAGGGGUUUGGUUGCCUUGUGGCAAUGAGAGAACUGGAGGACGGGGCAAUACUAGAUGUCCGAGUCGUCAGCGAAAAUUCGAAAAGCAUCAUCGGCUACUCUCCCAGCGAACUGUUUGCACGGGGCAAUUUCCUGUCCGUCCUGUCGGAUGAGCAAGCCGACCACCUCGCCGAACACAUCGAAUUCGUACGGGACGACUCGGACGCGCGACUCGAUGGCCCCGAGGUCUUUUCUCUCAAUGUUACCGGGCCCGAUGCAAUUCAGAUCAAGCUGUGGUGUGCGAUACACUUGCCAGCGGGGGACAAAAGUCUGUUCAUUUGCGAAUUCGAAUUGGAGGAUGACAGCCUGUUUCCGCUCAGCCUUGCAUCCGACAGUUCGGAGCCGUCCGAGACGCUCGACUCGAAGCCCACACACGAGGAGUUGCUGGAGAGCACAAUGAGCUCGAGUAGACCACUGCGCGUGUUGCGGUCCGCGCGGAAAAGGAGGGGAGAUGCCGCGGCAAUGGAGGUUUUCAGUUUGAUGAGUCAGAUUCAAGACCAACUGGCUUCCGCUGCCGAUCUGACCACGUUUUUGAAGAUCGUCGUGGGCCUGGUAAAGGAACUCACGGGGUUUCACCGCGUCAUGAUUUAUCAGUUCGACGAGGCGUGGAAUGGAAGGGUUGUCACAGAAUUGGUGGAUCCGAGGGCUACUAAGGAUUUGUACAAAGGUCUUCACUUCCCGGCGUCCGACAUUCCGGCACAGGCCCGAGCCUUGUACACCAUCAACAAGGUCCGACUUCUUUACGACCGAGAGCAGACAACGGCCAGACUCGUAUGCAAUACUCGCGAGGAUUUGGAGACUCCGCUGGACCUAACACACUCUUAUCUACGGGCUAUGAGCCCGAUUCACCUCAAAUAUCUGGGCCACAUGGGAGUCAGGGCAAGCAUGAGCAUUUCCAUCACCGCUUUCAACCAGCUAUGGGGCCUCGUUUCCUGCCAUUCCUACAGUCCGAUGCGCGUAUCGUUUCCAAUCCGGAAGAUGUGCCGUCUAGUCGGCGAGACUGCCAGCCGCACCAUCGAGCGUCUGUCGUACGCCCGACGGCUGCACGCUCGCAAACUGAUCAACACCGUGCCCACGGAACAGAAUCCGGGCGGCUAUAUCGUUGCGAGCUCCGAUGACCUGCUGAAGCUGUUCGAUGCCGACUGUGGUCUGUUGAGCAUCCGCGACGAAACGAAGGUGCUGGGCAAGUCGGAGAAUUCGCAGGAGGCCCUCGCUAUGCUCGAGUAUCUGCGUGUCAGGAACUUUAACACUGUUAUCACCUCGCAAGACAUGGUAAAGGAUUUCCCAGAUCUGAAAUAUAAGCCCGGGUUCAAGGUCAUUGCUGGCUUGUUGUUGGUGCCGCUGAGCUCUGAAGGGCGCGACUUUAUAGUGUUUUUCAGACAGCCACAGAUAUCGCACGUCCACUGGGCUGGAAAUCCGUACGAUAAGAAGUUGAAGGAAGGUACAGAUGCGUAUCUCGAGCCAAGGACAAGCUUCAAGAUAUGGUCAGAAACUGUCGUUGGACGAAGUCGUGAAUGGACCGAAGAACAAGUCGAAACCGCGGCGGUACUUUGCUUGGUGUAUGGAAAGUUUAUUGAGGUGUGGAGGCAGAAAGAGGCUGCGCUGAAGAAUAGUCAGCUCACUCGACUGCUGCUUGCUAAUGCUUCACAUGAAGUCCGGACACCGUUAAACGCCAUCAUCAACUAUUUGGAGAUAGCACUCGAAGGACCGCUCGAUACAGAGACUCGCGACAACUUGGCGCGGUCCCAUUCUGCAUCGAAGUCCUUGAUUUAUGUUAUCAAUGACCUGUUGGAUCUCACCCGCACAGAAGAGGGCCAGGACCUGAUGAAGGAUGAAAUCUUUGACCUUCGCCAGGUAGUAUUCGAAGCGACGGACAAGUUCCGUGCGGAUACCGAUCGGAAGAAACUCACUUUCGAGGUGGUGGAAUAUCCAGGCCUACCAUCGUAUGUCAAGGGAGACCCGGCACGACUGCGACAGGUCAUCAGCAAUGUCACGGCCAACGCCGUCAAACAUACGUCCGCGGGAGGACUGAGGAUUGAGAUAUGGGCUGGGGGCAUCCAAGGUGGGAAAUGCGAUAUCGAAAUCGCAGUUGAAGACACUGGCGAGGGAAUCUCGCCCGCCAAGCUGAACAUUCUCUUCGGAGAAUUCGAACAAAUCCACACGGAGGAGGAGGGGGAUAUCCUCUCGCUAUCCCACGAAGAGAGCGCAUCCUUCAAUGCUCUUAGCAAGAUGCCUGGCCAAAGGGUUCUUGGCUUGGGACUUGCUGUCGUAGCUCGUGCGAUUAGGAAUAUGAAUGGCCAGCUGCGACUGAAGUCCGAGGAAGGGAAGGGCUCGAGGUUUACUCUGUGUGUUCCGUUUACAAUUCCCAAGGAGGAGUCUCCGGACAAUGUGGCGAUUCAGCAACCGGCCAGAACACCUCCGCCAACGCAAGGCGAGGUGACUCUGAUCCAACCACCUGCCAAGUGGAACGCACCCGAAUGGGGCGAAAGUUCCAUGAGUGCCAGCUCGAUUGAGAUCGACCGGCUCGUCGAUGCCAUCUCGAGCCCGUCCAUCGUCGGCUCGCCUUCCUCGACGAAUGAAUACUUCACUGCAAAUUCCAGCUUGGUGGCGGAUGGACCUCAAUCGCCGCCCUCGCGUCCACUCGUACCGAGUCGACCGGCAUCGGCGGGUGCAGCUAAGUCUUCCUACAAGGCCCCGGUGUUUGAUCGGUUGAUGGACGGCAAGUUCUCGCCAGGCAAGGAAAUCCUCAGUGGAAGCCUGGCGCCCGUGAGACCGGUGCGGAUUCCGUGUGAGGGUGACACGGUUCCGUCGGGUGCCGUGGUGCCUUUGCCGCCGCCUGCUAGGCAGCCAGCGCAGGUGCGCGCGGAAGAUGCGGUCAAGUUCACCAUCUUGGUCGCAGAAGACGAUCCUAUCAACAGCAAGAUCAUCAAGAAGAGGUUGGAACGCAUGGGCCACAGCGUCGCCAUGACCGCCAACGGCGACGAGUGUUUCCACAGCUUCAGCAAAGCCUGCGCCGACUACGACGCAAUCCUGAUGGACAUGCAGAUGCCAAUAAUGAACGGCAGCGAGUCGACGACGCGCAUCCGCGGGCUCGAGUCGAACUCGAAGCACCCCGUCCCCCGCCGCCACGCCACCCACGGCCGCAUCCCGAUAUUUGCCGUCUCGGCGUCGCUGUUCGAAGAGCGCUGGAUCGAGUACGCCGACAUCGGCUUCGACGGGUGGAUCCUGAAGCCGAUUGACUUUGGUCGGUUGGGAAAGCUCCUCGAGGGCACGAGAGAUACUGCCCUCCGGCGCGAGGCAGAGUAUGUCCCUGGCCAGUGGGAGCGCGGGGGUUGGUUUUUGGGCGCUGCUGUCCCCCCGGCGGCGGCGGAGGCGAAGAAGGAGUAGGUAAUGUUAAGUGAUUUCAUACGGUAUUUGCUGGGGAUCUUUCUUUACGUCUAGGCGUUUUUUCUCUUUCCAUCUUGAAGAUUAUUUUAUCCUACCUACCUACCUUACCUACCUCUACACCAGUCGUUUUCUUAUUUUCCUUUUCGGG
Messenger RNA from Tricharina praecox, 4372 nucleotides. RefSeq lists its product as uncharacterized. Bases 118 to 4224 code for a protein of 1368 amino acids. Gene Ontology annotation, molecular function: protein binding; phosphorelay sensor kinase activity. NCBI's taxonomy places the organism in Eukaryota, Fungi, Ascomycota, Pezizomycetes, Pezizales, Pyronemataceae. Gene Ontology annotation, biological process: detection of visible light; phosphorylation; phosphorelay signal transduction system. The transcript has 11 exons. The record is from RefSeq and is a predicted model, not a curated record.